UUUUUAUUUAACCGAAACGUUUCAUUUUCCUGCAGCGGAACCGUUUAUUUAUUGUAGCACACGGAACCGGUAGCGUUGGGGACGGAAACUAAAUCUGUAAACAAACGUAACACUCGUUAGCUAGCAACAGCUUUAGACAGUAAACACAUGUGCAAAACGUCUGUGGACUGAGCGCAAACAAGAUGUUUAAAAACACGUUUCAAAGCGGAUUCUUGUCUAUUUUGUACAGCAUUGGCAGCAAACCACUUCAGAUAUGGGAUAAAAAGGUGAGAAACGGACACAUCAAGAGAAUCACAGACAAUGACAUCCACUCGUUGGUGUUGGAGGUUGAGGGGACAAAUGUCAGUACCACAUAUAUAACAUGUCCCGCAGACCCCAAGAAGACAUUGGGCAUCAAGCUGCCAUUUCUUGUCAUGAUCAUCAAAAAUCUCAAGAAGUAUUUCACCUUUGAAGUCCAGGUGUUAGAUGAUAAAAACGUUCGCCGGCGGUUUCGGGCGAGUAACUAUCAGAGCACGACCCGAGUGAAGCCGUUUAUCUGCACCAUGCCCAUGAGGCUGGAUGACGGCUGGAACCAGAUUCAGUUCAACCUAUCGGACUUCACCAGGAGAGCCUACGGGACCAAUUACAUCGAGACACUGCGUGUACAGAUCCACGCCAACUGUCGAAUAAGGAGAGUGUAUUUCUCAGACAGACUGUACUCUGAGGACGAGCUCCCAGCAGAGUUUAAACUCUACCUGCCAGUCCAGAACCAGAAAGCUAAGCAGUAGAGAUUCUCCCUCUGCACUGUUCUCCCAGACCUGAUGUGGAUUUUAGCUGUAAGAUUUAUCUCUAUGUCGACUCACGAGGAACUUUAAAAACUUUGUAAUGUAAUUUUGGAACUUUGAGUUUUGAGUGCCGUCUUGUGUUGCGUUCUGCACAAUAAAGUUUUUUAUGGA
Plectropomus leopardus (leopard coralgrouper) is the source of this 935-nucleotide messenger RNA. It is a transcript of the gene cfap20, whose product is annotated as cilia and flagella associated protein 20. The record is from RefSeq and is a predicted model, not a curated record. Lineage: Eukaryota; Metazoa; Chordata; Actinopteri; Perciformes; Serranidae.